This is a messenger RNA of Oncorhynchus keta (chum salmon), 2664 nucleotides long. RefSeq names its product BTB/POZ domain-containing protein 3-like. NCBI's taxonomy places the organism in Eukaryota, Metazoa, Chordata, Actinopteri, Salmoniformes, Salmonidae. The coding region runs from base 399 to 1787 and encodes 462 amino acids. Gene Ontology annotation, molecular function: protein binding. Gene Ontology annotation, cellular component: cytosol. Gene Ontology annotation, biological process: neurogenesis; cerebral cortex development; dendrite morphogenesis. The transcript is spliced from 5 exons. The record is from RefSeq and is a predicted model, not a curated record.
UGAACUUGUAUGACACCUAAACAAUAGUGCCUGGCAGAUGUGUAUUGUGUACGCUUGAGUUGUGUAGCAAGCUAUUUGGAUGUGGAAACGUUUCAUACAAUCGUCGGGCGCCCACUUUACGAUUGGUGAUAGCUACUAGACGUCAAAUGCGGCAGGUAAGAGGAUAGCUACAUUUCUUAGUUUUGCCAAAUAAAAAAAACCAAGCGUUCAUUAUUAGCCACUUCCUGUAUCACAUCUGGCCAGUCUUGGCCGCAGUCUAGCAGUUAGCAAACUGGCUAAAGGUAGAUUUCUAAGUGUCAGCCACGAUCGUCAAAUAAAGGCAAUUUAAAAUAUUGCCCCAACAAUCGCAGCCUCGCAUCUGCUAUGAGAUCACCCUAACAAAAAAUAGUGGGGUAAAGAUGGCUGCAGAGCUCUUUCCCACCAAGAAGCUGGCCCCAGUAUCCUCAACCAAAACAGCUGUGCAGCAAUACCAGCAGCAGAACCUGAAUAACAACACCAUUCACAGCUGCAACUGGCAAGGGCUCUAUCCUACCAUCCGAGAGAGGAAUUCAGUCAUGUUCAACAAUGAGUUGAUGGCAGAUGUUCACUUUGUUGUUGGCCCCCCAGGAGGGACUCAGCGAGUACCUGGGCACAAGUAUGUGCUGGCUGUGGGGAGUAAUGUGUUCCACGCCAUGUUUUACGGUGAAUUGGCAGAGGACAAGGAAGAGAUCCGUAUCCCUGAUGUGGAGCCUCCCUCCUUCCUAGCCAUGCUGAAGUACAUCUACUGUGACGAGAUCGACCUGUGUGCUGACACUGUCCUGGCUACGCUCUAUGCCGCCAAGAAGUACAUCGUGCCCCACCUGGCUCGGGCCUGCGUCAACUUCCUGGAGACGAGCCUGAGUGCCAAGAAUGCUUGCGUUCUGCUCUCCCAGAGCUGCCUGUUUGAGGAGCCCGACCUGACGCUGCGCUGCUGGGAGGUGAUCGACGCCCAAGCCGAGCUGGCGCUGCGCUCCGAGGGCUUCACAGACAUCGACUCGGUGACCCUGGAGAGUAUCCUGCGCCGCGAGACGCUCAAUGCCAAGGAGAUGGUGGUGUUCGAGGCGGCAUUGAGCUGGGCUGAGGCCGAAUGCCAGCGCCAGGACCUGACGCCCACCAUUGAGAACAAACGGCUGGCGCUGGGCAAGGCCAUCUACCUGAUCCGCAUUCCCACCAUGACGCUGGAUGACUUCGCCAACAGUGCGGCACAGUCGGGCGUGCUGACGCUCAACGAGACCAACGACAUCUUCCUGUGGUACACGGCUGCCAAGAAGCCUGAGCUGCUGUUUGCCAGCAAGCUGCGCAAGGGCCUGGCGCCGCAGCGCUGCCACCGUUUCCAGUCGUGUGCCUACCGGAGUAACCAGUGGCGCUACCGGGGCCGCUGCGACAGCAUCCAGUUCGCCGUGGACAAGCGAGUGUUCAUUGCCGGCUUUGGCCUGUAUGGCUCCAGCUGUGGCUCAGCAGAGUACAACGCCAAGAUUGAACUCAAGAGGCAGGGCGUGCCGCUGGGCCAGAGCCUCAUCAAGUACUUUUCAGAUGGCUCCAGCAGCACAUUACCAGUGUGGUUUGAAUACCCUGUGCAGAUCGAGCCCGACACAUUCUACACGGCCAGCGUUGUGCUGGACGGCAACGAGCUCAGCUACUUUGGCCAGGAGGGGAUGACUGAGGUGCAGUGUGGCAAGGUCACCUUCCAGUUCCAGUGCUCCUCGGACAGCACCAAUGGGACAGGUGUGCAGGGGGGGCAAAUACCUGAGCUCAUCUUUUACGCUUGAGGUAUCGAAUGUGAGGGAAACGUAACCCUCCAUCUUUACUGCCACAGUAAAUGCACCCCUCCGGCUGUUCAGAAAGCAUCAGCUCUUAACUAUGGCUUUAAAAGUAUACCUGGUUAGGAAAAAACAAACAUAUCCAAUUUUUUGUGGUGGUUAUUUAGUUCACUAUACAAUUGCCUUAUGAGUAUGUCGAACCUAGUGUGACUGGGUCGCAGUUACCAAAUAUUUUCUUAUAAAGGAUAGGUCAUAACACAUUUAACACCUCACACAUUGUUGUUCUACUGUUUAUGAAGCACAGUUCUCAUUUAACAAGAUUAUUAGUGUGUUGCAGGUAUCUUUUUAAAACUUCAAACAUUCCUAUUUUCUUUUAAAGAAAACACUACAACUUGAAAACAAAAUAUUUCCACCUGUUCAAGAAACUCUACAUUGAUACUUAAUGUAUAUAAAAUAUUUUUGUACUUUGUAACUUGAUAAAUAGUUAAAAAAUUUGAUGGUGCAAUUUCUAAGAUUUUGUAUUGUUAAUAUUGUUACCUCAAUCCAAGUAUCCCCUUGGGUUUUCUGUGAGAUUAAUAAAACUGAGAACAGACAAAAACGCAAAAACGCAAACCUGUGCUGAGGUUUAAGAUACAUGAGUAUGUUGCCAUCUCAGUAUAUAGCUAACUUUUUGUUGCACUACUAUUGGUCCUCUUUUCAAACGGGACAGCCUUUUUGUAUCUCGCUUACAUUAAUUUAGGGCUUUUUUUUUUUUUAAAUGAAUGAAUCAGUAUGAAUUGUUGAAGAAUGAGAUUCCAAUGAGAAUGUUGCCAUGCUGUGAGGUUGACAGUAUCAAUGGACCAAUGAAUGUGUACUGUUGUUGCAUAUAGAAAAUACAAUUAACCAG